Messenger RNA from Funneliformis mosseae, 1101 nucleotides. NCBI's taxonomy places the organism in Eukaryota, Fungi, Glomeromycota, Glomeromycetes, Glomerales, Glomeraceae. The record is from the annotation of a GenBank genome assembly.
AUGUCGAAUAUUAUAAACACAAGUGCAAUUAAUGAACCGAUUCCUUUUCACCAAGAUAACUUCGUUCAAGCAGUACGAACCUCUUGUCGUAACUGUCGAGAACGAAGUCACAUUCAAAUAAAUGAAGACGCGAUAACAGAUUUUAUUCAAAACAUUGAUCCUAGUCAAUUUCAAGAACUUUCAAGGAGCGAUGGAUUACAGAUGCCGCUAAAAUUCGAUAAUUUAGAGCAAGAAUUAAACAUUAUAGGAUUAAUCAGUUUAUUGAAUUUUGGAAGUGGAUUUCGUAAAGAAUUGCACGAAGAAUGUGGCAGGGGUGCUUUUAAUACGAUUCGUUAUGGAGUUAUGUCCAUUCACAUAACAUCAUCCCCAUUAUCUGCACGUGCAUUACGAUCAUUGACACUCUCCGAGGUCUCCUCCUUCUUUCAGAUACCACUGAAUGUUGAAGUUUCUCAUCCAACAAUUGAAGCGAUCAAAAUUUCAGAGCAUUCGAAAUCACGACGUUUAGCGGAAUUAAUCACAUGGACGCUAAAUGAUACCGGAAGAAGACUAGAAGAAUUUGGUUUCAAAAGUUUUGCGGAAUUCAUAUUGGAAGCUGCUAAACCAGUGAGUCCAGAUGAAAAGUCCAAAGCAUCCAAAUUUGUUGAGAAGUUAGUUCGAGCUUUUCCAGCUUUUCAAGACAUGACAAAAGUUGACGGAGAGCAGGUGUACAUAUUUAAAAAAGCGCAACUUCUCGCCGCUAAUCUUUAUCGUCAUUUCCAUUCUAAUACCCAAACAAAUAACUUUGAUUUCUCUGACAUAUCUGACCUUACUGUAUGUGCUGAUAAUGAUAUGUCGACAAUUCUAUAUCAUUUUAAGAUCAUCAAUGUAACACCAUUGCUUAAACAAUAUUUGGAUGGAGAAGAGAUCACAAAUAUUCAAGAUGCAACUCGUUUGCGCGCUGCUGUUGUAGACGCUUGCGAAAUCAUCGUAUCCCGAGCCAAAGAAUCAGGACGAAAUGAAAUUAGUUUAAUGGAUUUGAAUGAAUAUAUUUGGAGAAUAGGAAAAGAUGAGAAUUUUAGAAAAUUAGGGAGACCAAUCUUUCGGGAUACUAUGUUCUUUUAA